AUGACAGACAAGACACCCCCGUCUGCUGACACCCUGCUGAAGGGUGCCGCAUCGCGUUCCGCAAAGACCCCCGAGGAGAUCGCCAAAGAAUAUGAUCUUCUCCCAAAACUCAUGCCCUACCUCGAUCGUCACCUCGUUUUCCCCUUGCUCGAGUUUGCAUCUGGCCAGGAGGAAGGAGAUGAACAAGUCGACGAGUUAACCAAGGCAAAAUAUGAGCUUCUGAAGCAGACAAACAUGACAGACUACGUCGCGAACCUGUGGCAGGAAAUCAACAACUCCGAGACAAUGCCUGAGGAAUUCGUCAAGAAGCGGGAAGAAGUUGUAAAGAAAUUGCAGCAAUACGUUGAGGACAGCAGCAAAAUCACAGAGCUUUUGCAGGACGAUAAUGUGGUCAGCAAUCUACGAAACGACAAGGCCGCGAACUUGAAAUUUCUUGAGGAACAACAUGGUGUGACGAUGGAUAUGGUUAAUAUUCUUUACGACUAUGGCCGGUUUCAAUAUAGCUGUGGUAGCUACGCAAACGCUGCUGAGCUGCUUUACCAGUUCCGUGUCCUGUCUACUGAUAACGACAAGGUUGCGUUUGCUACGUGGGGCAAGCUUGCCUCGGAAAUCCUGACCACUAACUGGGAGGCUGCGAUGGAGGAAGUCCAAAAAGUAAAGGAAUCAAUCGAUACCCGCCUGUUCAACAACCCGCUCGCCCAGCUCCAGCACCGCACCUGGCUGAUCCACUGGUCCCUCUUCCCCUUCUUUAACCACGACCCUGCCCGUGACACUCUGACCGAUCUUUUCUUCUCCCCGGCCUACAUCAACACGAUCCAAACCGCUUGCCCAUGGAUUCUUCGAUAUCUUGCUGCUGCAGUUAUCACCAGCCGCAGCCGUGCCCAUAAGAAUACAUCACUGUAUCAAAAGCAAUUGAAAGACCUUAUUCGCGUGGUACGACAAGAGCAAUAUGAAUAUCAAGAUCCCAUCGUAGACUUCAUUAAGGCGUUGUACAUCGAUUUCGAUUUCGAAGGGGCUCAGCAGAAGCUGGGCGAGGCGGAGGAGAUUCUGAGGAAUGAUUUCUUCCUCGUUGCCGCGGCAGAUGCAUUUGUCGAUGCGGCAAGACAUUUGAUCUCGGAGAGCUACUGCAAGAUUCACCAGCGUAUCGAUAUAAAGGAUCUAUCUACCCGACUUGGUCUGAACCAAGACGAAGGCGAGAAGUGGAUUGUCAACCUUAUCCGUGACACUCGUGUCGAUGCGAAAAUCGACUACAAAGAAGGGACUGUUCUUAUGAACCAUCCACCCCAGUCAGUAUAUCAGCAAGUCAUCGAGAGAACCAAGGGUGCAUUUUUCAGAACGCAAGUGUUGAGUGCGGCUGUCGCCAAAUAA
Messenger RNA from Histoplasma mississippiense, 1368 nucleotides. RefSeq lists its product as hypothetical. Gene Ontology annotation, cellular component: eukaryotic translation initiation factor 3 complex; nucleus; cytoplasm. The transcript is spliced from 3 exons. The record is from RefSeq and is a predicted model, not a curated record. Gene Ontology annotation, molecular function: translation initiation factor activity. Lineage: Eukaryota; Fungi; Ascomycota; Eurotiomycetes; Onygenales; Ajellomycetaceae. Gene Ontology annotation, biological process: translational initiation. Bases 1 to 1368 code for a protein of 455 amino acids.